UCGGUCCAGGGUUUUAUACCCUCGCCUUGCCUAAACGAUCAGUCAGUACAACUUGGACGAUAUAACUGACCGCACUGGUUUUAAGUCAAAAGAAUAGUAAAUAGCGACACCGGCCGUUGGAAUCAAAAAAGCGCCAUGUCUCCGCUAUCUUAUGUGGUUUCUAUUAUGCUGUUGCUGGUCGUAGCCCUGCAAUCUGCUGAUGGCUUUGUACAAUGCUGUUUUUUUGCCACUUCAGGCCAGUGCCCUGAUAAUCCAUGCGGAAAGGAUGCAAUGUGUCGAUUGAAUACGGCCGCCAUUCCCGUCUGCUCGUGCCCCUUCGGUUAUCUGGGUGACCCAUUCAAGGAGUGCAUUCGACCCGAGUGCAUUAGUGACGGCGACUGUACCGAAUUUCAGGGAUGUCGUAAGGGCAAGUGUGUCGAUCCGUGCAUCGUUAGCUGCGGCACGAAUGCUGAAUGCAGGACCGUACAUCAUGUGCCAAUUUGUAGCUGCCCGGCCGGAUACACAGGAAGUCCGUUCGAACGAUGCGAUCCACUGUAGAAGAAGGGUAGAAUUUCUUUUCCUCCUGUGCAACGUAAAGGCAAAAAAUAAAAACCACGUAAUGCAACGAA
Messenger RNA from Anopheles darlingi, 608 nucleotides. RefSeq names its product delta-like protein 4. The record is from RefSeq and is a predicted model, not a curated record. Bases 136 to 537 code for a protein of 133 amino acids. The transcript is spliced from 4 exons. NCBI's taxonomy places the organism in Eukaryota, Metazoa, Arthropoda, Insecta, Diptera, Culicidae.